Messenger RNA from Fusarium proliferatum ET1, 1902 nucleotides. RefSeq lists its product as uncharacterized. The record is from RefSeq and is a predicted model, not a curated record. NCBI's taxonomy places the organism in Eukaryota, Fungi, Ascomycota, Sordariomycetes, Hypocreales, Nectriaceae. The coding region runs from base 1 to 1902 and encodes 633 amino acids. The transcript has a single exon.
AUGAUGCAGGAUAACAAAUUGGAGACGAGACAAGACGUUCAGGAAACAGGAGAAACAGUUCAUCACCACCAACAACAGCCAUCCCUCAAAGACACUGGCUCCGGAUCUCCCCACAGCCAGAAUGAGCCUUGCUUCGAUGAUUACACCACGUCACCUAAGCCAACCAGGACUCAAGUGGCUCGAGAGACUAUAGAAACAUACAAAAAUUACAGAAACAAGCGAAAGACAAAGGAUCUCAACUGGUGGGGAAGCAAGCAUCAUGAAGCCGAAAGAGGCGAUCCAGAUCGUGAAUUUGAGUUCGCACGGAACAUGCCAGUAUCAAACCAAGAUAUCAAGAGUGCGCAACAAGCGUAUAAUUCUAGAGUAACUGACCCUUUUACAGGUAAACCCAACUCGCUGGGCCCUCACUUGCGACCUACAACUCCUCCAAUGGAGAAAGCUGAGAAGCAGAUCAAAGGCCUGGAGAACCAAGGGAUUAAUGUAACUCCUGGACUGAGAGAGGAAGUGACUAAUCAUUUUAUAUCCAACAGUGGGCUCCAUGCUGCUCUCUUAAUCUGGUGCAGGAACAAGAAGGAUGUCCCUGUCCAGUAUGUCAACGAGUACAUCAAGAGCAUGUCUCGACUGAAGCUCGAAAUGGCCACGCAGCAGCGUGACGUGACAGAGAAGCUAGGCCAAGCCAUCAAAGAUUGCGAAGAAAGGGAAUUUCGCUGUCAGCAGCUGCAAGCUGAGAACAGCAGGCUCAAAGAGGAAAAAGAGAAGACGGGCAUACAAGCGAACCCUCUAGUAACUACACAAGAUGCUCGUCAACUGGCUUUGGGUCCUGACAUGACAGCAGUGGGCAAGGCGGAAGAGGAAAAGGCGCACCUUGAGGAUUCCUCAAUAAAAUACAACAAAAAUUCAAUUCCGCCUCCAGCUAUCGUACAGCUACAUGGGAACCCGUUGGCUUCCGUCAGAGAAGCCUCCGAGUCUAGUCAGAGCUCACAAUUAUCACCUGUAACUACGGAAAGCUUGGAGAAGAAGGUCUCUGAAGCAGAAUCCGAAAGGGAUACUUUCUUAGAUCAGUUACCCAGUGAACAGGAUACGACUGGAAAACUUUCAAGCAAGAUAAAGGGACUCGAGGAGAAGCCUUGGUCAAUGAAAGCCGAAAAGUCCAAUGCCACUCAGGACGAUGCUUACAGAAACAGGGUCCAGGAAUUGGAGUUCCAACUUCAAAAUCUCAAAGAGGAGCUUCGAGCCCGCAACGACGGCAUAAGAGUCCAGGGAAAGCCCAACUACACCACGGUUGACAGUCUAAUCAAUGCGGUUAGGAAGGAGAAUCAAGGGAUACAUGACGAAGAAGAAGCACCGAACGUCGUGGACCGAAUCAACUAUCUGAAUCUGGUCUGCUUCUUCCGAACUCGCAACUAUCUUCAACUGGCUCUGCGGGAGGGGGAUCUUACAUUGGCGAAGAUUCUCCUGAAUGACGCCGACAAAUGGGUCAAGUCAUGCAAAGAAUAUCUCGAAACGAUGGAUCCAGAGGUCAAUCUGCAGGUCGAAGGCUCUAUGCUGAUCCUACAUGGUAUGCGUCAAGUCUUAACAACCGAAGACGAGAGUGUGCUGAUCGGAGGGGUCAAAUACGUCAAGCAUGGACGUAAUGAACUUAGUAGGCUCCCAAAAAGUGACUCUUUUUCACAGCUUGUCCAACUUGCAGAUUCUAUCCUCCAAGCGACCAAGUACGACGAGGAACAGAAUAGCCUGAGUAUCAAAGGACUUCCGCUCAAUCCUUUUAGAAGGAAGAACAAGCGCCAGUACACCAAAAUUCCGGGGACUAUCAAGGACGACCCAGCCAUGAAGGCAGAGGCGUUACGCCUUACAGGCGUCCAUUCUCCUUUAUCUCCCCAUAAAUGGAGAAAGGAGAACUGA